AUGAUGAACCAAUGUAAUCAUACAUUAAAUACAAGUAUUUUAUUUGAUCAGCCAAGUCAUGCACUUAUUCCAUCUGAACAAGUUCACUUUUGGACUUUUCUUGUGUUUGAAAUUCCUUCGCUUGUUUGUACAAUCUAUCUUCUCUAUCAUCUAUUAUUUGAUAAACGUUUACGAAAAGCAUUACAUAAUCAUGUUAUCAUUAUUCUUCUUUUUCUUUGUUUUCUCGUCGAAGUUAUUGAUAUUCCUCUAUAUCUUGAUGCAUAUCUUCAUGGUGGUAGAAAUUCAUUUCAUUCUUCAUCAAUGAUUUGUCUUCUGUGGUGGUUUAUUGAUUAUGGUAUUUAUGGUGCCUUUAUAGUCUUUAUGACAUGGGCAUCAUUUGAAAGACAUAUUCUUAUCUUUUAUCAUCAUCAACUACUUCGUACAAGAUUGAAAAGAAUUAUUUUUCAUUAUAUUCCAUUAGGAAUAAUAUCGAUUUACAUGAGUGGAUUUUACAUUGGUGUUAUUUUCUUUCCUCCAUGUGAAAAUUUAUUUGAUUUUGAAUCAGUUGAAUGUGGUAUGUUUCCUUGUUAUCAAGAAGUAUCAUGGCUGAAUAUAUGGGAUUAUUUGAUCAAUGGAGGAAUGUGUGUAUUUAUCGAAGCAGUAUGUAGUGUUAUUCUUCUUAUUCGAGUCAUUUGGCAGAAACAUCGUAUUCGUCAACCGAUUCAUUGGCGAAAACAUCGAAAAAUGACUAUUCAAUUACUGUCUAUUUCAAUUUUAUCAUUGAGUAUUGUACUUCCUGAAAAUAUUAUCGUUGUUAUUCAACAAAUAAUGCCAGAAAUGAAUGACUUUGCAUCUGACACAAUGUCUUACUUUUUUUAUUUAACAUACUUCGUUAUUUUACUUUUACCAUUGGUCUCUUUGGCUUGUUUACCGGAACUAUGGCCACAAUUAACAUCAUUUAGGAAACGGCGUGAACGAACGGUAGCUCCUUUCAUGAUGAGUGUUGGAAGAAGACAUCCAAUCACUGAAUGA
Molecule: messenger RNA, 1011 nt
Organism: Rotaria sp. Silwood1
Lineage: Eukaryota; Metazoa; Rotifera; Eurotatoria; Philodinida; Philodinidae
Source: the annotation of a GenBank genome assembly